ACUUCGAAAAAUGCCUAUUUUUUUUUCCUUUUCAAAUCAACAUUUUCUCCUUCCUUUCUUUCAUAUCCUUCCUUGUUUUAAGCUGGUUUGCUCCCAAAUACCCGAGUUUGUUUUCCCCCAACAAUAAAAAAAACAAUCCUUAAUGAUGAAGGCUUUUCAUAAUCUCCUUUCAUUAAAAAAGAUAUAAAAUCUAGCCAAAGACAAAAGAAUGGCAACAAGGGCAAGGGACACAGCUCCUUCUCCUGCAGGGAAGGAGAAGAGAGGAACAUCACCAAUACAACACCAGAGAAGCACAACAAACACAUCAAAAACAACAUCCCCUAUCCGAAAACAAGUUGAUCCAACAUUAACAACAGCUAGUACCUUAAACAAGAACACUCCCAGCUAUCUCAAACCAACAAUUGCUCAAGCCAAGAAGUCUGCAUCCUCAAGUGACUUGCACAACACUCACAGUACCAAAACAUCUAAUCUAUCUCGAAGAAGAUCAUUCGAUAAUAAGCCUCCCUUACCUUCUUCCUCUCCAAAAACUCGAAUUUCCCCUAGUCCUAGGGAGAGAAUUCCUCGUUCAUCCUCGUCUUUAUCAACCAAGACUUCUACUUCCCAUAGACCCCUUUUGGAUAAAUCCUCAAAAACUACUACCAGUAAGGAUGCCAUUGGGAAACAACGCGGUGCUGGCCUAAAUUCUAGGCCAGUGACCAAAAAAAAGACAACCACAACUACAACCAGGAAGCAUGAUAGUGCUAGUGGUUCAACUACAAAAGCAUCGGUAACAACAAAUUCUCCAGAUGUAGCUCAGAAUGUCAUUUCUGAGGGUGAACAGUCAGAGCCAGAGGAUCAUCAAGAACUAACAAUUCAUGAAACGGAAAAGGAAACGAUCAUAAGUGACAAUGAAAUGAUUGCUGAUUCUGAUGCAGGGGAGAAUGAUAUUGAUUCAGCCACAGAGGAUCACAUUGAAGAGAUUAUUGAUGAAAAUGUAAACAAUGCUGAAUUAAAGGACAUCAAAGCUGCAGCUGAACAAGUGGAAAAUCAAGAAACCAAAAUUGGAGAACCAGAAGAAAUCAGCAAUGAGCCUAAUGAACCUGAUUCAUCAGAGAAGGAAAAAGAAGAAAUAGUCACAAAUGCAUCCGAGGAGAUUCAAGAAUCGAAAGAGGAGGACGAAAAAACAAACCAAGAAAAAGAAACUCCCAUGGCAGAAGAAACCGAAAGUCUCAAUCCCAAGCAAAUUGGGGUCGGGGUAGAAGAAAGUACAGAAGCAGAGCCAGCGAAAAAUAUGAAUGUGGCAUCAUCAAAAUUUCAACAUCAAGUGGUGCAAGGCAAGAAUAACGAAUCAGUGGUUUCAAAUAAUGUGAUUGAAGAGACUGCAAGCAAACUUAGGGAGCAAAGGAAGAACAAAGUGAGAGCAUUGGCUGGUGCUUUUGAAACUGUCAUCUCCCUGCAAGAGCACAAAUGAGUGCUCAUCUAUUGUCAAGUAUGUGAACCAUCCCUUGUUGUAUGCUUAUAGCUUUCUAAAAGUAGAACUGUUCUAUUUUAAAGUUUGUAAGUGGAAUUUGUAAUUAUUUUUCAUACAUUAUGUGAAACAGUGGGCAUUAAUUGUUUUUAUGCUACUUUUCUAAGUUUAAUCCCAUUUAUAUACACAAUUAUGACAAACUAGAAGAGUAAGAGACAAAUUUGUAACAUGCCCAUAAUAAGUGGAAUUAAUAACUUGAAAAAUAAGAUAUAUAGUAUGUUAUAAUAAGUUAAAUUACACUGUCAGUUCAUAAUAGUUAAAAACAAUUUACAAUACCUCUUCGCUAUUUGAAGAAAAAUUCUAAUCUUGGUAAUACAUUGAAUUUCAGGAUGUAAACUAGAAACAACAGAUGAACAAUGAACAAAACAUUGAAUUGGAAGUUCUCGCAAUUACAUAAUUCUCCUAAUGGUUAAGGAAUAACCAAAAAUGUUAUCACAAGUGAUCUUUCGCUAAUAUAUACUGAUUUAGAAAUACAAAACUGUGCAUAAAAUAAAGAAAAAAGAAAAAGAAGGGCAUGAAAAUAAAGAAAAAAGAAAUAAAAGGUAGAUAGUGUGAACAUGUUGACUUUUCUAAUGCUUUGUAGUAUUUUUCAUUUUCAUACUAUAUACUUCGAUGGUUGUUCUGAUAU
This is a messenger RNA of Lycium ferocissimum, 2135 nucleotides long. RefSeq lists its product as uncharacterized. Gene Ontology annotation, molecular function: calmodulin binding. The transcript is spliced from 2 exons. Bases 209 to 1450 code for a protein of 413 amino acids. The record is from RefSeq and is a predicted model, not a curated record. NCBI's taxonomy places the organism in Eukaryota, Viridiplantae, Streptophyta, Magnoliopsida, Solanales, Solanaceae.